GUUGUCAAUAUUGACGACAAACAGUUGACAACAAUUUCAAUGACUUAAACAACAUUUGAAUCAAUCAAUUGAUUAUAAAAACAUUUAGUUAUGUAUUAGUAGACAAUGGAUACGAUUUGAGUGAUAGACAGUGAUUGACCACAACUCGUGAUGACUGUCUUUCAUAUGACUCAUUUUCAUCAACAAAAUACAUCACAACUUAACGUUGAGAUUACCGAUGAGCUCAAGUAUGCCGAAGAUGUGGUCAUCUAUUUAUCCAAAUUGUUUUUCAUUAAUCCCAUUGCAAGACAUUUGUUUGGUUUGUAUCACAUGAAUAACAAGAUAUGGAUGGCCAACAACCAAGUGAUGACACUCUGGAAGGAGACAAAUGUCUUAGAGUUUAGACUCAGAUUUAGACCAAAUAUCAAUACUCUUAAAUUUAAUUUGGGACAAUCUGUUGAUUACAACACUUUUAAUUAUUAUUUUAAUCAAAUAAGACAUGAUUUUAUAAGUGGUAAAUUUGAAUACAUCAAUGAUAAUAUCGGAAAAAUAUAUGGUUUAGCGGUCACUGAUAUGGUUAGGGAGGCUCUCAAUACUGAUAUAAUAAAUGCGGAUAAAAUAAUCGAUGAUUUCGCCAACUUUUUACCUCAAAACUGCAAAAAGCCUAAACUGUUUUUGUCUACACCUAAGGAUAAGAUUAAGGCAUCAUUUUAUAGGGCACUCAAUUCAAGUCAACAACAAACUGAUCAAAUAGUUUACAUACAAAAACUUUUUAUUGAAGAUUUUAUCACAAGUUUAUGUCCAAACUAUGGCAUCGAAACUUAUAAUGUAAUGUUUGACAAUCGAUACAAUACUUCACGACAUCACUUGAUUGAGGUUAAGGUUCAAUACAUUCACUUUUACGAUAAUGAACAACAAAAUGGUAUCUUUUGUAAGCCAGUCAAUGACACCAAAGACGAGUGGACCAAAUGCUGCUCCAUAUCAGACAUUGGAUUUAUAUCUUUGGAUAAUAAGACUAAAACAGUUGAGAUAUCGCGAACAAGUGGUGUUCCCUAUAGUUUCACAUUCAAACACGAUCUCGACAUGAAAUCAUUUGUUUCAUUACUCGACGGCUAUUAUAGACUUUCCGUCAAAUGGUCUUUCAAUAUCUGCAAAGAUGUGUCGUCGCCAUCAUUAGCAAGACUGAGGAAAAACAAAACGCACGGUCCGGUCGACUAUGAAUUUGCAUUAAAUAAAUUGAAAGAGAAGUCCAACGAUAUGACCGGCGCUUAUAUACUUAGAGAAAGCCUAACAAAAUAUGAUGAAUACAAAAUGGAUGUAUUUAUUAGACAUGAAUUGUUUGAAACAUUUAAGUUAAAAGUGACCGGAAGUCAGAUAGUUAUUGAAGUACCAAAUAAAAGACACUUCGAGUCAUUUGCAGAUUUCAUAAAAAGUUUUUCAUUUAUGUAUUACGACGGAAAUGAGAUCAGUCUAACACAAUGUAUAACUCCGAGUGAACACGACUUACCGCUAAAUUUGUUGUUAUGUCGACACAAUAAUAAGGAGAGCACUUCACAACAAGAGGCCGACCGAUUGGGACCGCCUGUCAUUGCCAGUCAUUUAUUAAAAUUAUCAAAUACUACACUAACCAAUAACUCCCGAUAUGGCGUCCGAUUAGCAAAUUUUAUGAAUAAACAAUUUAUUGUCAAAGAAGUUAAAAGUGUUGAAUUAACUCAAGAAUUUCUCAAAACUGUGUCUCAAUGGUCACACUUACGCAAUGAUUCAGUAGUCACUUGUAAAGGCAUUACAUUAUGUUCACCUCUUGCUAUACUCUUAGAGUAUAUACCUAUUGGACCUUUGGAUGCAUUUUUAAUGGCAAAUAAACAAAAUUUAAAAUUAGUUGAUUUGGUUGAAAGCAUAUCAUACUUAUCCCGAGCCCUUUGGUAUCUUUUUGAGAAUAAUGUAGUUCACGGACACAUCCGAUGUCACAAUCUAUUAGUACACGAAUAUUCAUCAAAUUGUCUUAAAGUAAAACUAAGUGAUCCUAUCAGUGAUAAUGACAUUAAUAUGGAGAGGGUAUGGCUUCCACCUGAAUAUCUAACAAACAAUGAAUGGACUUAUUCUUUCAGACAUUUAACUCAUUCGGUAGAUGUCUGGGCUUUUGGUACAACUGUUUGGCAGAUAUUUAGUUACGGAGUGAAACCAAAUUGUGAGGACGUGUUUGAAUUAAGUAAACCAAAUGAUUGUCCGAAUGAGAUCUGGACACUGGUUGGCGAGUGCUGGACAAUGGACUGUGAAUCACGCAAACAACCUCAUAGUAUAUAUAGAGAUAUCAGUCAAAUAUUAUAUGAAGUAUUUAAUUGUCAGCGAAAUGACUAUUACUCUAAACCUGUGUUUGAAGAGCCAAAGCCAUCCAAAAGUAAUUUGUUUAAGAAUUGGUCUAAAUAUAAGUCAAAUUCAAUCUUUGGCUCUAAUUUUUCAUUAUCUUCGAGUUCUAUUGUAAGCCAACAGUCAUUUUCAACAUAUCUCACAAACAGUAUUAAAGCCAAUGAAACUACUAUUGGAUCUGAUAAUUGUCUUCUUUACGAUCACAAUGGUUUUGAUGGCGCUAAUGGCCAACCAAACGAGCCCUGGCUUAUAGAAGCACAUCAAUUGAAAGUGGGAAAAGUGAUCGGAACGGGAUGUUAUGGGGAAGUCUUAAAAGCAACACUUACUCAUUGUGCCGGACUUAAGGAAGAAGUAGUCGCUGUUAAGCGCAUUAAAUCAGUUGCAUCUGAUAGUCAACUAAGAGAUAUGAAACGCGAAAUCGAAAUAAUGAAAAAAUUAAGUCAUAAAAAUAUUGUGGAAAUUAAAGGAUUUGUUGAAGAUUUAUCAGAUCAGCAAACAAUGCUAGUCAUGGAGUUUGUUGAAUUGGGUUCAUUAGUGGCUUAUUUAAGACAUAAUCGUUAUAAUAAAUCAAUUAUACCUCUCGUAAAGUUUGCAAUGGAUAUAACCUUAGGUAUGGAGUACUUGGAGAGCAAGUCUAUAGUUCACCGGGAUUUGGCCGCUCGUAAUAUAUUAGUGGCCGAUGAAGACUACGUCAAAAUAUCUGACUUUGGUUUGGCUCAGUUUAUUGACUCUAAUAAUCAAUAUUAUCAAUUCAAAACUAGUAGAGAACUACCUCUCAGAUGGUAUGCACCGGAAUCACUAAAAUACUGUAAAUUUUCACAUAAAUCUGAUGUUUGGAGUUUUGGCAUUGUUUUAUGGGAAAUGUAUAGUUUUGGAGACAAUCCACAGUUACGAUCACAUAAUGAUGAUAUGAUCGGUGAUUCAGAGCUGACACAGGCGUUAGAAAAAGGUCUGCGAUUAUGUCUUCCGGCUGACUGUCCCCUUCAGGUCUACCAAAUUAUGAUGAGUUGUUGGCAAAAGGAUUCACAUCUGAGACCAUCAUUUACUCAACUGAAGAAUUUAAUUAAAGAAAUCCCUCAAUGAAAAUGUGUCACAUAUUUAGUCAUUAAUGAAUUGAUAGCGACCUAUAUUUAGGCAAUAAUUUUGUUGAGUAAAACCAAUAAUUAAAUUAAAAAUAUGCAAAACGUGAACUUAAAACACUAGACUAUCGGACCAUUGAAUAUUAAAUUUGUUUUUUUGUUGAGAUUUAUAAUAUAUA
Molecule: messenger RNA, 3604 nt
Organism: Oppia nitens
Lineage: Eukaryota; Metazoa; Arthropoda; Arachnida; Sarcoptiformes; Oppiidae
Product: tyrosine-protein kinase JAK2-like
Exons: 6
Coding region: 151-3429 (1092 amino acids)
Biological process (GO): cell surface receptor signaling pathway via JAK-STAT; peptidyl-tyrosine phosphorylation; hemopoiesis
Cellular component (GO): membrane; cytosol; cytoskeleton
Molecular function (GO): cytokine receptor binding; ATP binding; non-membrane spanning protein tyrosine kinase activity
Source: RefSeq, a predicted model, not a curated record